Schistocerca americana (American grasshopper) is the source of this 498-nucleotide messenger RNA. RefSeq names its product trypsin-7-like. Gene Ontology annotation, biological process: proteolysis. NCBI's taxonomy places the organism in Eukaryota, Metazoa, Arthropoda, Insecta, Orthoptera, Acrididae. The transcript is spliced from 2 exons. The coding region runs from base 1 to 498 and encodes 165 amino acids. The record is from RefSeq and is a predicted model, not a curated record. Gene Ontology annotation, molecular function: serine-type endopeptidase activity.
AUGUUUCGCCUGGCAGUACUGCUCGUAUGCCUCCUGUCCCCAGGUUUGGCAUCGCCAACCAGGGGCCGGCUGCGGAGGACCGGACAGGCUCGCAUCAUCGGCGGGUCUGAGGCCAGCAUCUCCAGUUUCCCUUGGCAGGUGUCUGUAGAGUCGGCGGGAGACCACACUUGUGGAGGGUCCCUCAUCAGUCCCGACUGGGUGCUGACGUCCUCGUUGUGCCUAGAUGGCUUCAGCGGCGUUUUCGAGCAUAUACUGCAGUUCGUCUCGCUGCGUGCGGGUACAUCUACGAGGGGGAGCGGCGGUGUCGUGUUGCUCGCAGCUGAGAUGUACGAGCACCCACUUUACAUCCCCCUCACGGUUGAUUAUGAUGUCGCACUCAUCAAGACCACCUGCAUAGAGCUUGAAGAAAUGUCCUUACGGUGGACUGCUGCCUCACUUUCCCAGAAAGUGCCCAAGUUUGAUGUGGAUGCAUGCAAACUUCAGGAACCAAACACAUAA